Messenger RNA from Mytilus trossulus (common blue mussel), 3059 nucleotides. RefSeq lists its product as uncharacterized. Gene Ontology annotation, cellular component: cytoplasm. Lineage: Eukaryota; Metazoa; Mollusca; Bivalvia; Mytilida; Mytilidae. The record is from RefSeq and is a predicted model, not a curated record. Gene Ontology annotation, biological process: protein ubiquitination; innate immune response; regulation of gene expression. The transcript is spliced from 2 exons. Gene Ontology annotation, molecular function: ubiquitin protein ligase activity; metal ion binding. Bases 374 to 2758 code for a protein of 794 amino acids.
AAACAAUAGGGUUGUACAUGUAACUGCGAUAAACAGUAAAACUAUUACUAGUUAUUGAAAAUGCUGUCAAAAAAGGCCACUGUGGAUAAGGAUGUCAAAGAACAUACAAAAAAAAAAAAAUGCCACUUAGUACAAACGUGUUUAUUAGAUACUUAGAAGGAAUCUUACGAAUUGGGCGUAACAUCAACACAUAUGCUGGAUAAACUAUACAAUGAACUAUAAACAGACUGAGCGAAACGACAUGGAUCAGACUGAUCAGUGCUGACUUGGUACAGUGCACUACAUCUACAUCUUUGAAAUGCAAAGGGUCUAAGACCGAUCACGCAAGUACUAAUAACAGGAUCAGACGGAUUACAGCACACAGACGAUUAUCAUGGCAUCAGCUGAUCCUAUUUCUGACAUUAUAUCGUCCAUAAGAACAUGCAGUAUUUGUAAACGAGAGUGUUGUGAUCCUCGGACUCUCGAUUGUAUGCACAGUUUGUGUUAUGAAUGUUUGAAGGGACUAAUCGACCGGAACUCAAACCAAGGGGACGUGUCUUGUCCGACGUGUCAAUGCAAAAUUAUGUCGUCUGGUUCUUCCAUUAAUGAUUUGGGUUUAGAAUCUUUAGGAACAGCUUCUGCGUUUACUGAUGGAAGAAUUUCCACUUUUCAAGAAUCUGGUAUGUUAGCUUGUAAGGAACAUCCGAAUUAUUUGUGCGAGUAUUUUAAUGCAGAUAGUUUUGAUCUGGCAUGCGAAGUCUGCAAAAUUAACAGACCGUUUUGUAAAAUGAUUACCGAAGAGGCAAUGAAAGAAGUUCGAAAUAGACAACAAGCAAGAGUUAAAGAAUCGUUGUCAACUACUAAUCGAGAAUUGACUGAAAUUUGUGAAUCUUUGAAAUCUCGUGAACGUCAGAAUUUGUCCAAGAAAGACGAAACUGUAUUGGGCAUCAUGAAGUAUUUUGCAGAUUUAAAAAUGCAGCUUUUAGAUUAUUUAACCAAACAUGAAAAAGAUGUCUUAGACAAACUUCAAAUCUUCACUGAUACCGAAAUGGCAACUGUCACACAAUACACUAAACUAAGUUUUUCGUUGUUAGAAAGUCUCGGUCCAUGUUUUGCAUCUGUGAACACUAUUUCUAAUGAUGGCGAUAUAUUGAAUUCCUUUGCCAGUUACUUGAACCUUGAUGCUUUGCUAUCAACCUUGGAAGAUUUUACCACAAAAGCAACAACAAUCAAACAGUAUGUUCAGGAUGAAAAUGAAAUUCGUUUCGUUAUAAACACGGAAUUCGAAGAUAUGAUGACCGAGGGGGAUCUUAUAAAUAUUGAGCUUAUCAAUUCUAGCACAAGAUCGCCUGGCGCGGUGAUAUCCAAUGAAAGCAAUGAUUCACAAAGCAACCACACCAGAAUCGAUAACCAUUCCGUAAUCGAUGAAAAUACUGGAUCAUGUGAUGUCACACCAACAGCGGCUAAUAUUGCUAUUAGGAAUGAACCAUCACGAGGAAUAGUGAUAAGCGUUUCAUCUCCUGAUACAGACAGUGAUUAUCAACCGGAAGACGAAUCACCUCCAUCGUACCAAGAAUUAACCUCAAGUAGUAGCACGACAUACCCAAAUAGACAAAAUACUUCACCAGUAACUCAGAAUCAAUAUCGUUUUCCACCACCAAACUUUAACUAUUCUAUACGAAAUACUAGUAACUCACCAGUGUCACGUGAACAUUUUACCUUUCCACCACCAAACUCCAAUAAUUGCGGAAGUAAUAAUUCUUCGUCUCAACCUGAACCAUCUGCUCCUAACGUCGAUGACUUUGUCAUAACACCAUUUGUACCCAGAGGUUUAACACACGGUGUAUCCUCCGGAUCGAUAACUCCACCAAGAACGCCAUCAGGAACGCCAGCUGAUGACAACAGGUUAAGGUUUAAUCCUCUUAUUAAAUUUACGGUAGAAUUAAGGGGAAGAGACCGAGAGAAUCCUGCUUUAACAGAUCUAUGCUGGAUAGAUGAAAGGGCAUUGAUUGCAAUAGAUAAAAGAAACAGAACAGCCAAAGUUUUUAAUACGAGAGGAUCUUGUUUAAAUGCCUAUAAAUUAAAUGUCGAUCCACAGGGGUGUACAGUAUAUAGACUGCCACGACAGCCGUGUGUAUAUAUGGCAGUAACGUUUCCCAAACAGAGAAACCUUUCUAUAUACGCAAUCGACACAAUGAAUAAUUACCAAAUCAAUAACAAAAUUACUAAAGUAACAAGCAAAGGCUACACGUGUAUAACGUUUAAUGAGAAUACAAAUAAGUUUGUCUGUGGUUCUACUAACCCGUUUUCCUUGCCCACAGUAGACAUUCUCGAUCAUGAAGGAAACUUUUUACGGACAUUUAUUGGGUCGGAUGCUGUUCGAUUUUGUUACCCAAGAUAUAUUAGAGUAAACAAGGAGGGAAUAAUAGGUAUUUCUGAUUAUAAAACGUCGCGUGUAAUUUUCAUGACCAUGGAAGGAGCCCACGAAGGCGUUUUUGAUGGGUCUAUUAGAAGGAAUUUAGGGGAUCCACAAGGGAUAGGAUUAUAUAAAAACUUAUUUGUUGUAGCCGACACAAGAAAGAAUCAUGUUUACUUUGUUGACUCAUCUUCAGUAGUAGUCGAUGAAGUAAGGCAGAAUUCGUUACUGGAAAAGACUCCUAGAUUUAUUGACUUUUCACCUUCUUCUAAUCAUACAAUGGCAGUUGGUCAUGGGAAUGGCUACAUUUCGCUGUACGAAGUCUAUGAUACUUCGAACCCGGACUUAGGAAGUACUGUGUAAAUAUAACUUAUUUUUGAUCUGCACCUUUGUCAUUAGAAACAACUGUACACUUAAUAAAACGUGCAAAUGUCUAUAAUAGAUACAAAUAACUAUAGUCUGUUAAAGUUCAAACUCUACUUUACAUAAUGUAGGUAUGGUGUCUAAGACAUUCAAUACACAGAAAUGUAAAAAUCGUUUGAUAUUUUGAGAUUAUGUACAUGGCUGACGACAAAAUGAACAUAGAAAAGGUUUCCAUAUUGAAGCUGCAUAUCUUUGUAUAUCCAACAUGUCAUAAAAUAUACAUUUAUUACGUUUAAUUUUG